AUCCAGGAUCGCUGCGCGGAUCUGGCAGGCGGCGGCGGAAUUGGCAGGAAUUGGCAGGAAUUGGCAGGCGGCGGUCACUGGAAACACGAUGCUGGCUUGAGCCCAGGGUCCAGGCAUGGAAUUCCUGACAGCCUCCCAACCCCCUCCAGGACCUCCAGCCAUGGACUUGGAAGAGCCCAGGGACACACUUUUGCCCUCUCAGGACCUCACCCGUGAUCGCCAGUGGGACCCCACACCAGGAGGCUCCAGCAGCCUGAGUCAGAUGGAACUUGAUGGGCUAAAUAUUCAGGACCUGGUGCAACAGUUUGAAACUCUGCCGGGUGACCUGGUGGGCCUGUCCCCGGAUGGACCCCCGUGCCCCCUGCACAUUGCCACCGGCCACGGCCUGGCCCCGCAGGACAUGGCUGACGCCCAUGGGCUCUUGUCCGCUGAGGCUGAUCGGGAAGACUUGCUGAAUCUGUUGCAGCAAGAUGAGGGCCCUCCUUCCCAGAAACCUCCUCCGGACCCUGCUCCUCGCCUGUUACAGCCCCCCGAGGACCCAGAGGAGGACACUGGCCUCCAGGAGUGGACGGAGGGAGCCUCCGCCGAGCAGGAUGAGGACAGGAGCUCCAGUAGCUCCCCAGAACCCUGGCUGGAGACCUCACCUCUGGUUACUCCUGACGAGCCACCUGCCAGUGUCCAGAGACCCAAGACCCUGGCUUCCUACCCUGCCCUCCAGGAGGUAUCCGGCCCCUGCGACCAUGAAGACCUCCUAGACGGUGUCAUAUUUGGGGCCAAGUACCUGGGCUCCACCCAGCUGGUGUCCGAGCGGAACCCACCCCCCAGCACGCGCAUGGCGCAGGCCCAGGAGGCUAUGGACCGUGUGAAGGCCCCCGAUGGGGAGACUCAGCCCAUGACGGAGGUGGACCUGUUCGUCUCCACCAAGAGGGUCAAGGUCCUGAUGACCGACUCCCAGGAGGCCAUGAUGGACCACGCCCUGCAGACCAUCUCGUACAUCGCCGACAUCGGCAGCACACUGGUUCUCAUGGCCCGGCGGCGCCUGGCCCAGAGGCCAGCAGCCCAGCCCCACAGCCGCCGCCUCUAUAAGAUGAUCUGCCAUGUUUUCCAGUCGGAGGACGCCCAGCUCAUCGCUCAGGCCAUCGGCCAGGCCUUUGCCGUGGCUUACAGUCAGUUCCUGCGGGAAAGCGGGAUUGACCCCAGCCAGGUGGGCACCCAGCAGAGCCAGGGGGCCAUGGGUCCCAGCCACCUCCACAAUGGGGACCUCGACCACUUCUCCAACAGCGAAAACUGCAGGGAGGUGUUCAUCGAGAAACGCCGGGGUGAGGGUCUGGGUGUGGCCCUGGUGGAGUCGGGCUGGGGCUCCCUGCUGCCCACCGCUGUCAUUGCCAACCUGCUGCAUGGGGGCCCCGCUGAGCGGUCGGGGGCCCUCAGCAUCGGCGACCGCAUCACUGCCAUCAAUGGGACCAGCCUGGUGGGGCUGCCCCUGGCCGCCUGUCAGGCUGCCGUCCGGGAAGUUAAGUCGCAGACGCUGGUGACCCUCAGCAUCGUCCACUGCCCUCCGGUUACCACGGCCAUCAUCCGCCGGCCGCACGUCCGUGAGCAGCUGGGCUUUUGCGUGGAGGACGGCAUCAUCUGCAGCCUCCUUCGGGGUGGCAUCGCUGAGCGUGGGGGCGUCCGUGUGGGGCAUCGCAUCAUUGAGAUCAAUGGGCACAGUGUGGUGGCCACACCCCACGCUCGCAUCAUCGAGCUGCUCACAGAGGCCCACAUUGAGGUCCACAUCAAGACGAUGCCCGCCGCCACCUACCGCCUGCUCACAGGCCAGGAGCAGCCAGUGUACCUGUGAUCGACUACCUUCACCCCCACCACUGUGCCUUAGCCCCUGCCGGCCCUGGAACUCAGUCUGCGGAACCUCCUCGGCUGGCCAAGGUCCCAAGGUUUCUAGGCUCUAUGUUAUUUUUUGAUGUAAAAAAUUAAAGCUUGCUGA
Messenger RNA from Budorcas taxicolor (takin), 1984 nucleotides. RefSeq names its product amyloid beta precursor protein binding family A member 3 (gene APBA3). Gene Ontology annotation, biological process: chemical synaptic transmission. Lineage: Eukaryota; Metazoa; Chordata; Mammalia; Artiodactyla; Bovidae. Gene Ontology annotation, cellular component: dendritic spine; cytoplasm; plasma membrane. The record is from RefSeq and is a predicted model, not a curated record. The transcript is spliced from 11 exons. Gene Ontology annotation, molecular function: amyloid-beta binding; protein binding. The coding region runs from base 116 to 1843 and encodes 575 amino acids.